CCGCCGCCGGAGAAAUCCAUGUGUGGUGGAGAUCUCCAUGGUGGUGGGCUCCACCCUGCGCCGCGCCAGCGACGGCAGCGGGAAUGCCCUGGGCGGGGCCGCGUGCGGGGCCACCUCCUCCUCCCCCGCGCUCGUCGUCGCCGCAGCCGGGGCACGAGCGGUCGGUGGCGGCCGAGCCAUCGGUAUCGGAGAAGCCGUCCGAGCCUGUCUCCGAGCGGCGGAUUCUGUGCCUGAAUCAUGCUCCAUAUGUGGUCCCUGUCCGGCCGGUCGACGUCGCCGCCGUGGCCCGUCUCCUUUGGCAUGACGGUAGCCUUCUCGGCGCCAGCAGCGGCGGCCUUGCCGUUGCCGCCAUCGCCAGCGCCCUGCUCGACGGACUGCUGGCACGGGAGGAGCUGCUGCUCGGUGGUCUCCAACAUUGUCAGUGCCAUGUCCGUGGACGGCAGCAAGAGCGAGCAGCAGGUCUCACGUAUAUGGUAACGGAAAUAUGACGACGUGAGUUUGAGAUCAUCGUUACCUGUUAAUGGAGUUGACAUGUCCAUUUUAGAGUAUUGACUAUGCCCAACUUUUUUAUAAUAGAGAAAUCCUCGCCUGAGUCUCUAUUUCGUUGAAGCCACAUCCGUCCUCCCGCCCGCGCCUCCGUGGUCGACCUCCAGCUCGCAGUGCGCGCGGAGUCUGAUCCAGCCCACAUCUACUCCCUCGUCGCCUCCGCGCUCUCCAGCGAUGACUUCCCGCGCCUCCAUACCUCGCGCCAGCUCUUUUCUCUGGCCACUUCUCGCUUGAACCGCCUCCGCCGCCCCGACCUCGCCGCCUCGCUCCUCGACCUCCUCCUUGCCUCCGCCCCGCCCUCCCCGGGGCUCCUUGCGCGGGCGCUCUCCCUCUACCCGGGACCCGACGAUGCGCUCCGGGCCUUCUCCUCGUCUGCCCCCGCCACCCGCUCCGACGUUUCCCUCUCGGCGUUCCUCCGCGCCGGCCGACUCGAUGACAUCAAGUCCACUAUUACCCUGGCGGAGUCCUCGCACGGGGUCACGCCCGGCCGCGCUUCCCACAAUGUGCUCCUCCACGCGCUGGUCAAGAACUCUGAGCUUGCUGCUGCUCGGAUGCUGCUCGACGAAAUGGCCAACAACAAGUCGAAGCACCGCCCUGCCCCAGACAUCAUAUCUUACAACACUGUCCUCGCCGGUUGCUCUGUGCAGGACGAUGAGGAGGGGUUUGAGAAGCUUUUGAAUGAGAUCAGCUUGAACAAGCCGGAUACAGUGGUUCUCCAAGAAAGGCGAGACAGCCAAGGGGGAGGAGCUGCUUGAUGUGAUGGAAUCAAAGGAGGUAGCCCCGAAUUACCUUACCUACAAUGCUAUCAUGCAGGGGUAUUGCAAGGAGGGGAAUGUCGGCGCAGCGAUGCGUGUGUUCAAGAAGAUGAAGGU
Molecule: messenger RNA, 1418 nt
Organism: Zea mays
Lineage: Eukaryota; Viridiplantae; Streptophyta; Magnoliopsida; Poales; Poaceae
Exons: 1
Coding region: 84-488 (134 amino acids)
Source: RefSeq, marked predicted